UUUUUCGCUUUUCGUUUUGUUAUUUCUCGCUUUGGCGCACAUAAAUUUGAACGUUAAUGAUUUUUGCUUGCAGUCGCGCAUGCGACCCAAAAGCAACAACAACAACCGACCGACCGUCAAGUGUUGAAAAUGAAUUUGUUGUUGUUGUUUUUGGUGCUGCUGCUGCAGCAGGUGUCGCCAUCUCACUUUUUAGCACAGACUCAAACCACGAAGAGCCAACCAACAGUGGUGACACUUUUUCUUCCCUUUUUGUAGACACCCCCUCCCCACACACCUAUACAUGUGCGCAUUUUUAUUAAACAAACGAAACGAAGAAGAAGAAGACAAAGCGAACUCCAUAUUUUUCAUUUAAACGCGCCUGUCGCGCCAUCUCGCUCACACCGAUGCGCCAUCACCGUCGUCGUCGUCUCCACAUUGUGUGUCUCCACAAAACUCCACAACUCGCUCGGCGUAAUUUUAAUUCGAAUCAAUUUGUUUGUCGCCGCCGCUGCACAGAGUUCAGCCUUUUGCCCAGUGGGCCGCCGAUUCGCUCCACUGUGCACCCGUCACGCGUUCCACGGUGCGGCCAGGAUACUGGUUUUUUUUUUCCUGUGUGUACUUCUAUGUGUGUGUAUGUAUUAAACGGAAGUUCCCGCUAAGCUGUUGCAGGCAAAUUAAAAAUAAAUAACUAACAGUGAACGAUUAAAGGGAAAACCUUAAUAAAUCUAUACCAAAAAGUGAACUAUAACGGUUAUAUUGAUGAAGAAGGAAAGUUCUUAAAACUAAGAUUAAACUCAAAGCCAAAACCAAAGCAAAGUUGGCAACAAAAUGGAUCAGCUGAUCAAACAGUUGCAACUGGCAGCCGCUGCCCAGCAAGUGCAUUCACAUCCGCAUCCGCAUCCUCAGCAACAUCAGCAUGCGGCAUCCGCCUUGCAGCUUUAUGCUGCUGCUGCCGCCGUCAACCUGCGAGUUCCCGGCUGGUCGCCCUUUCUCAACCUGCCUUUGGAUUCUACAAAUCCGGGCGACUCUCCAGGAUCCGGCAGCAGUUCGUCCUCUGUGUAUAUGCUCCGCCAGAUGGCGCUGAUGCAGAGAGCCAAUGCCGCUGCCGCAGCAGCCGCUAUUCAACAGCAAAGAGAUCGCAAUCGGGAGCUUGAAGAAGAUCGGGAUCAGAAGACCAGUGAAUUGGAAACUUUGAGGUCUGUGAAAAGGCCAGGAAAACUAAAGAGGGAACAGGAAGGCUCUGGUGGAUAUCCGAACAACAGCCGCGAGGACUGCAAUCCUGCGGAAACUGCCAUGGAGGAGUCAACCUUUAUGCGUUCCAUCCAUCAGAGUCCACAAUGCGAUGAAGAGCUUAAGACCAAUCUGGAAGCAGAUGAGGAGACGGAUUCCUCGAAGCGGAGACGCUGCCGGACCAACUUCAACUCCUGGCAACUAGAGGAACUGGAGAGAGCCUUCAUGGGGAGCCACUAUCCUGAUAUCUUCAUGCGAGAGGCCUUGGCCAUGAGACUUGAUCUGAAAGAGGGCCGCAUAGCGGUCUGGUUCCAGAAUCGCCGUGCCAAGUGGCGCAAGAAGGAUCACACCAAGAAGGGUCCUGGCCGGCCGGCUCACAAUGCCCAGCCACAGAGCUGCAGUGGCGCACCCAUUCCCUUGACCGAACUCAGGGCCAGAGAAAGAGCCCAGCGCAGCAAGCGGAUGAAGAAGGCCAUCGAUCGGCAGGCGAGGAAGCUGCGUCUCAAGGGAAUCGAAGUGGAUUACGCUAGACUGAAAGCGGAUUACCUGGCUGCCCACAAGGACAAUUGGUUAGAGGCCGAGGACCAUGAACUAGACGAUAUGGAAUGCUAUGGCGACGAUGAUCUAACCAUUGAUGUGGUGGGCGAGGAGGGCCAAGAGGAUGUGAUGGGCGACAGUCAGGAUAACUCCUUUUGCUCUUCGAGGACCUAUCCCAAAAGCACUAGCAGCGAACUAGAUCUCGAUGACAUGGCGGUGCCCAUUAAACUGGAGUCAUCGGCUCCUCCGCCACCGCCAUCCUCCCAGAACAAAACCCUCUACAGUUCCUCCUUCAGCAUUGAGUCCCUUUUGGGCUCAUAACGAAUAUCGCAUAUCGAAUGUUAACUAGAGUUAAGAUUCCGGUGGCUAGCUAAGAUCUAAGUGCGAAUAUAACCUCUAAACCUGAAACCUGAAACCUUUAACCUCGUUCUCUGCUUUGGGUAUUCACCUGGGGGUCAAGAGUGUGCCAGUACGGUUAGGAGAGGAAUACGCAGCAUGCCAAAAUAAGACUGCAUUUUAAUUUCCAGCCAAAGAGCCCCAAGGCUCUGGGAGGGGGUUAAGACAUACGGAAAUUCAGGCAGAAGAAGGCAGCUUCAAGAGGCGGAGGCAGUGCAUCCAUCAAGUUCACACGCAGCUUGCACGGUGGAGUCUGUUGGGUAAACUCGGGAUAAAAAGAAGUCAGUGGUUAACGAGUGGUAAAAUCGGUAGACUAGAUAAACUUUCCUCUUUACAUCACUUUCUUAUCUUAUCGAUAUCAAAUUGAUUGUUUCCAAUUACUUAUCGAUAAGUUAGCAUUCCUUUCUAUUCACUGCAUGCCACCAAAAAGCAUCCAUGGUGCAGGUGGCCUCAUCAGCAUCAGUCGGAAUCCAAGAGUCGCAAUUUCGACCUCAAGGCAAUUUCAAAAAUGCAACUCGCGACCGUUGUGCAGCAGAGACAUGGAAAGAGAUGGCCAUAUGCAGAACGAAAGAGAUGGACGACUCACAAAUGUAAUACACACAUCAGGCAAAUAAAUUAGAAGGCAACUCCUUCGGCAGAAGCGUCAGCCAGGCCGCGCCCCUCCGUUCGCACUCAAAAGGGGUUCGCCAGAGUCAGAGACAGAGCCAGUCAGAGAGUCCUACAAAAUGGAGCCCCAGUCCGAGUCCGAACCCGAAUCCCAGGUGAGGCGAAUCCAGGGGAUGCAGAGUGGCGAGUAAUGCAGACAAUCCGUCAUGCAGGUGUGAAUGAUUCAUUAAUUUCUCGCCUUCAUACGAAUUUUCAUUUCAGUUAA
Molecule: messenger RNA, 3013 nt
Organism: Drosophila eugracilis
Lineage: Eukaryota; Metazoa; Arthropoda; Insecta; Diptera; Drosophilidae
Gene: OdsH
Product: homeobox protein unc-4
Exons: 5
Coding region: 808-2067 (419 amino acids)
Biological process (GO): regulation of DNA-templated transcription
Molecular function (GO): sequence-specific double-stranded DNA binding; DNA-binding transcription factor activity, RNA polymerase II-specific
Source: RefSeq, a predicted model, not a curated record